GGAUCGCAAAGGUAGUACGGACACCAGUGAUCAAGUCAACAGUUCUAAGUCGGUAAGCUGCAGCCAUGAACGAAUUGUUCUUUCUCGGACUGUCGGUAUGUUUGAUGACCAUAUGCUCUGCCCAUAUGUGUCUCUUGAACCCUCGACAACGAGGCUCCCUGUCCGGGUACAACAAACCCGCGGCAGCCGACUGUUACCUGACAACGGAUGAAUGUGGCGGGAGAAUGAGGAACCCAAACAACAUGGCGGUUUUCCAGCGCGGCAUGAACUACACGGUUGUCCUGCAAAAGAAUUUAGAUCACCACAACAGCACCAACCCCGGUUCCUUCGACAUAUCCCUUCACCACAAGACCGAUAUCUCCUUUUACACAAGAUUCUUGACUUCCAUCCCGGACACUGAAGAACCCUCCCUGACUUUAUACAUGACAGACAUCCACAUCCCUCACGAUCUGCAGCUAAGUGAGAGUCCCAACUAUAUUCUGGAGGUCGCCUACACUACCAAUACCAUCCCGAUCGUCUUCCGGCAGUGCGCAGACAUCGUAGUCAUCAUGUGAUUACCUCGUCAUUGACGUUUUGGUUAAAAGAGGAUUUCAUCGUCUUCCGACAUUAUAAUGGAACUUUUGUUAUUAAUCCCGUCGUUUUCAAUGCAAUUCUCAUUGAUUGUUACCAUGUUUUUGUGAAAGUGAUAAAGCUAUUAUGGACAACAAAAGGUUUCAGAAAAAAGUGCUGGCUUUAAUGACUUUUUAGCUGACUGGAUUACACGGAUAUCGUUACACCGGAUUCUGUAAUGAAGGGCAGUGCACAUAUAACAUUUUAAUGUUAAACCAGAGGUUUUACGUGGUGAUCAUGACAUAUUUAAUAUAUAACGUGAAUAGCGGGUUGAUACUAAAGGUGAUGUUAAUAUAACAAUAUAACAAUAUAAGAAUAAAUUUAUUUCAGCU
This is a messenger RNA of Mizuhopecten yessoensis (Yesso scallop), 941 nucleotides long. RefSeq lists its product as uncharacterized. The record is from RefSeq and is a predicted model, not a curated record. Bases 66 to 554 code for a protein of 162 amino acids. Lineage: Eukaryota; Metazoa; Mollusca; Bivalvia; Pectinida; Pectinidae. The transcript has a single exon.